AUGCCAUUGUUUGAAACAACAGGAUGGAACGUGACCGCAGAUAAAGUGGCCUUUGGCGGAGCCGAGGAGCCAAAGAAAAAGUCCAAGCUGAAAAAAAAUAAGAAAAAGGCCCCCUUGACAGAGAUCCAGCCAACAGAACAGGACCUACCCCAAAAGAGAAAGAGCGCUGAGACAAAAGAGCCCACAGCCAAGAAACCAAAGACAAAAGAGAGCUCUCAACAUGACAGCCAAACCAACGAUGCGCCAGCUAAACUGGCCCCAGGCCCAAUGCCUGUAAUGAACUCCAAGUUGACUGCAUUGCAGCAAAAGAUGAUGGCCAAGCUUUCUGGGUCUCGCUUCAGAUGGAUCAACGAACAAUUGUAUACGUCGUCGUCUGAGUCUGCACUCAGUCUUGUGAAAAACCAGCCAGAGCUCUUUGACGAGUACCACCAGGGGUUCAGAUCGCAGGUGCAACUGUGGCCCGAGAACCCCGUCGAUGUGUUUGUAGAACAAAUUAAGGGUAGAACUCAUAAGCCAAUUAGCGCUCCAGGCGGUUUGCCCGGAAACUCUCAGAAACAGGUGGUGAUCGCAGAUAUGGGCUGUGGAGAGGCACAAUUGGCCCUUGACAUCAAUAACUUCGUCAAGCAAUACAAUUCGCAGAAGAAAGGUAAGGGCAAGAAGGAUCGCACCAGUGGUCCCAGGGCCCCAACGAAAUUGGACAUCAAAGUGCACAGUUUUGACCUCAAGAAGGCCAACGACAGAAUCACCGUGGCCGAUAUCAAAAAAGUGCCAUUGAAGGAUGGUUCUUGUAACAUUGUGAUCUUUUGUUUGGCAUUAAUGGGUACUAACUUUUUAGACUUCAUCCAAGAGGCCUACCGUAUUCUUGCACCCAACGGAGAGCUCUGGAUUGCCGAGAUCAAAUCGCGGUUCUCCGAGUCCAACAGUAGCGGCUCCAAGCCUCAAAGACCCGAGGAGGUCGGUAAAGAGUUUGUUGACUCUUUGAAAUUGUUUGGUUUUUUCCACAAGAAGACAGACAAUGAGAACAAGAUGUUCACCAGAUUUGAAUUUUUCAAGCCAUCAAAAGACAUCAUUGCACAGCAGAUGAACUCUCACAAGAAGACCAAGUUCAUUGAAGCCGAGUCGAAGAAGGAGGAACUCGAAUCGAAGAGACUGAAGACCGCCGAGGGCAACUGGCUCUUGAAGCCCUGUAUCUACAAGCGGAGAUAA
Molecule: messenger RNA, 1206 nt
Organism: Australozyma saopauloensis
Lineage: Eukaryota; Fungi; Ascomycota; Pichiomycetes; Serinales; Metschnikowiaceae
Gene: RRP8
Product: 25S rRNA (adenine645-N1)-methyltransferase
Exons: 1
Coding region: 1-1206 (401 amino acids)
Biological process (GO): rRNA methylation; ribosomal large subunit biogenesis
Cellular component (GO): nucleolus
Molecular function (GO): rRNA (adenine) methyltransferase activity
Source: RefSeq, a predicted model, not a curated record